AUGAUCAAUGUUAGUAAUGUUCUGAUGUCCAUCGGUGAAUUUCUGCUGAUGUCGAGUUGUAUUCCAAUUUGGAAACGGAGUAUAAUAUAUAAAUUAGGAGAAAAAAAUGACAGAAAAGUGGAAGAAUUUAUUUGUUCUAGUAAAUGA
Nezara viridula (southern green stink bug) is the source of this 147-nucleotide messenger RNA. The record is from the annotation of a GenBank genome assembly. Lineage: Eukaryota; Metazoa; Arthropoda; Insecta; Hemiptera; Pentatomidae.